GCAGCCACAGAUAGGGAAAAAAAAUUUCUCAUUCAUCGGGGAAAAAAAAAUAGAGAGGAAAAGCUGGAGAAGCCGAAUAACAAGGGAUUCUUCAUCAAAAUCUUUCUUAUGGAUCUGUUUAUCCUCUGAUUCUCUCUCUACGAUCUUUGUCUCUCUACGACCUUUGUGUUCCUGGAUCUGGAUUUUUCUGUGUUUCUUCGGUUGAGUUUUUGCCUCUGUCAAGCCUGAGGUCUUACAAAGGAGGAACCCUUCUUUUGUAGCGGAAGAUGGCCUCGGUGGGCGUAGCUCCUGCUUCCGGGGUUGAUAAGUUGCCCGAGGAGAUGAACGACAUGAAAAUCCGAGACGAUAAAGAAAUGGAAGCCACAGUUGUUGAUGGCAAUGGAACGGAGACUGGUCACAUAAUAGUGACGACUAUUGGUGGAAAGAAUGGCCAACCGAAGCAGACUAUCAGCUACAUGGCUGAACGGGUUGUUGGACACGGAUCUUUCGGCGUUGUUUUCCAAGCAAAAUGCUUAGAGACAGGAGAAACCGUCGCAAUUAAGAAAGUACUGCAAGAUCGCAGGUACAAGAACCGUGAACUGCAAACCAUGAGGCUGCUCGACCAUCCUAAUGUUGUGUCUCUGAAACACUGUUUCUUCUCCACAACCGAAAAGGACGAGCUUUACCUCAACCUUGUCCUUGAAUACGUUCCUGAGACCGUUCACCGUGUUAUCAAACACUACAACAAACUUAGCCAAAGGAUGCCUCUGGUAUACGUCAAACUCUACACAUAUCAGAUUUUUAGAGCCUUAUCAUACAUUCACCGUAGCAUUGGAGUGUGCCAUCGCGACAUUAAACCUCAGAACUUGUUGGUAAACCCUCACACUCACCAAGUGAAACUAUGUGACUUUGGAAGUGCGAAAGUAUUGGUAAAAGGAGAACCGAACAUAUCAUACAUUUGCUCGAGAUAUUACAGAGCACCAGAACUUAUAUUUGGAGCAACUGAGUACACUACAGCUAUCGAUAUCUGGUCAGCAGGAUGUGUUCUUGCUGAGCUCCUCCUCGGACAGCCCCUAUUCCCAGGUGAAAGCGGCGUUGAUCAGCUUGUGGAGAUUAUAAAGGUAUUGGGAACGCCGACGAGGGAGGAAAUCAAGUGCAUGAACCCUAAUUACACGGAGUUCAAAUUUCCACAGAUCAAAGCUCAUCCAUGGCACAAGAUAUUCCACAAGCGGAUGCCUCCUGAAGCUGUGGAUUUAGUCUCGCGUCUUCUUCAGUACUCUCCCAAUCUACGUUGCACCGCUCUUGAUACAUUGGUCCAUCCGUUCUUUGACGAGCUGAGAGAUCCGAACGCUCGUUUGCCCAACGGACGUUUCCUCCCUCCGCUCUUCAACUUCAAGCCUCACGAGCUGAAAGGAGUGCCGGCGGAGAUGGUGGCGAAGUUAGUCCCUGAUCACGCCAGAAAGCAGUGCCCCUGGCUGGGCUUGUGAGAUUUCCCACAUCCUCAAACCCUAAAAAAACGUUUGUAACAAAAGGAACAGAGAUCUAUGCCCUCUUAUGUAUGAUGUGAUAAUGUACGUGCGCCCUUUUCUCCUGUUGUUGUACGAGUAGAAGAAGAAUUAAUUCAGUGUUGUAAAAGCGGGGAAACAGAUUAUUAUAUGACUUGUUUACUGUCCAAUCCAAUAAAAGAUUCAUGAACGUA
Tarenaya hassleriana is the source of this 1678-nucleotide messenger RNA. RefSeq names its product shaggy-related protein kinase alpha. Lineage: Eukaryota; Viridiplantae; Streptophyta; Magnoliopsida; Brassicales; Cleomaceae. Gene Ontology annotation, cellular component: cytoplasm. The record is from RefSeq and is a predicted model, not a curated record. Gene Ontology annotation, molecular function: protein serine/threonine kinase activity; ATP binding. Gene Ontology annotation, biological process: signal transduction; protein phosphorylation. Bases 267 to 1466 code for a protein of 399 amino acids. The transcript has 13 exons.